CCCCCCAGCUCUCCAGGCACCAUGUCCGGGGCUCCUGCCAGCAAUGGGGUGUUCGUGGUCCUCCCUCCCAGCAGCGCCAGCGGCCUCCGAGCGCCCCCAGCCCUCCUGCCCACCGCCAUGUGCCAGCCACCCGGGAUCAUGCAGUUCCAGGAGCCGCCGCUGGGGGCGCAAGUGUCCCAGGCCUCCCAGCCGCCAGACCUGCGGCCAGUGGGGACUUUCCUGACAGGAGAGCCCAAAGCCUUAGGGACCGUGCAGAUCCUCAUCGGCCUCAUCCACCUGGGCUUCGGAAGCGUGCUGCUCAUGGUCCGUCGCGGCCACGUGGGGAUGCUCUUCAUCGAAGGCGGGGUCCCCUUCUGGGGAGGAGCCUGCUUCAUCAUCUCUGGGUCCCUGUCUGUGGCUGCUGAAAGAACCCACACCAACUGCCUGGUGAGGAGCAGCCUGGGGACCAACAUCCUCAGCGCCAUGGCGGCCUUCGCGGGGACGGCCAUUCUGCUCAUGGACUUCGGCGUCACUAACUGGGACGUGGGCAGGGGCUACCUGGCCGUCCUCACCAUCUUCACCAUCCUGGAGUUCUUCAUCGCCGUCAUCGCCACCCACUUCGGCUGCCAGGCCACCCGCGCCCAGGCCAACGCGCCUGUGAUCUUCCUGCCCAACGCCUUCAGCACAGACUUCAGCAUCCCGAGCCCCACUGCCUCUCCACCCCCCGCCUAUGACAAUGUGGCCUAUGUGCCUAAGGAGUCCUCAGAGUAGAGGGUCACUCGGGCAGCUGACGCUCAGUCCUUCCCC
Molecule: messenger RNA, 786 nt
Organism: Erinaceus europaeus (western European hedgehog)
Lineage: Eukaryota; Metazoa; Chordata; Mammalia; Eulipotyphla; Erinaceidae
Gene: MS4A15
Product: membrane spanning 4-domains A15
Exons: 6
Coding region: 22-750 (242 amino acids)
Biological process (GO): cell surface receptor signaling pathway
Cellular component (GO): plasma membrane
Source: RefSeq, a predicted model, not a curated record